CAGGGAAAUGCCGCCUUUAAGGCGGGGGAUUAUGCGACAGCCGUUGGACACUAUUCUUCUGCCAUUGUGAACGACCGGAAGGAUUACACACUGCCUUUGAAUCGUGCUGCUGCGUACCUCAAGUUAGGCAAGUUCGAUGACGCCGAAAGAGAUUGCACAGCCGUUCUUUCUCUGAAUGCGUCCAAUGCCAAAGCUUUCUUUCGCAGAUCACAGGCCCGCGUCGGCAUAGGAAAGCUGAAGGAGGCUGAAAAUGAUCUCAGAGCUGCGGCAAAGCUGGAGCCCUCAAAUACGUCUAUUACUCAGGAAAUAGCAAAGGUCACGGAUGCCAUAAAACGCACGACUAUAUCCAAUCCCAUCGAUGUUACACAGAACGCAAAAUCAAAGCGCCGUAGAAUUCCGAUAACUAUUGUUGAUGAUACGAUUGACACGUCGUCCGCUUCUGCGACCUCUUCUAUAUCGGAAAAGAUUGAACCCACUGCGCGGCCGACACCGACGAAACGAGUGGAAAUACAACCAAAACAGGCCCCGAAAGAGGAAAAUACAUCGACUCCCCAAGCGACAUUCAAAGAAGCAAAACGGAGCCGAGACGAUGUGAAGACUAGCCGCGUAGGUGGGGGUAUUUUCAGAAGCAACGGCCCAAAUACGAUAUUCCCCACGAAACAAGUAACUAUACCUAAAUCCGACGUAACGGCUGCCCCUCCCCCUCCUGUAAAGCAUGAUGUUCCUGCUUCCACAUCCCCGAAAGCACUUUCAGUCCCAGCGCCCACAACCUUAUACGACUUAACAAAAGCUUGGGAUGUGCAUCGGUCAAGUGAGGAGCGAUUUCAAAUCAUCACGAAUGUGCCUUCAGCGCAACUACCAGCGUUCUUCAAGACGUCGCUGGAACCCAGCUUAUUGGCAUCCAUCCUUGAAAUAUUUCUGAAUGUCUCUAACGAAGAAAGGAAUACCUCGAUUGUUGUUGAAUAUCUAGAAGCUCUGUCAAAAGUUCCCAGACUUGGCACGAUGAUACUGUUUCUGAGUGAAGGAGAACGUAUGGUGCUGCGGAGGUUAGUAGAGAGGGUAGGCGUAGAUAAAGUGGACGCGGUGUGGCGAAAAGCGUAA
This is a messenger RNA of Desarmillaria tabescens, 1101 nucleotides long. RefSeq names its product TPR-like protein. NCBI's taxonomy places the organism in Eukaryota, Fungi, Basidiomycota, Agaricomycetes, Agaricales, Physalacriaceae. Gene Ontology annotation, molecular function: protein binding. The annotation marks the transcript as partial. The transcript has 6 exons. Gene Ontology annotation, cellular component: protein folding chaperone complex. The record is from RefSeq and is a predicted model, not a curated record.